Molecule: messenger RNA, 1989 nt
Organism: Cyphellophora attinorum
Lineage: Eukaryota; Fungi; Ascomycota; Eurotiomycetes; Chaetothyriales; Cyphellophoraceae
Exons: 2
Coding region: 1-1989 (662 amino acids)
Source: RefSeq, a predicted model, not a curated record
AUGUCCAUCGACGACAGAUCCAACAGGUUUGAGGAACCAACAGCCCAACAUCACCCAACAAGCCCAGUUCCCUUCAAACCACCCACGAUGCAGCUCAUCUACCUUAUAAACUUCUUCUCCCAACUUCUUCCGCUAUCCCUCUUGAUCGCCAACACGCUACGCCCUCGCCUUCCUACUCAGCAGCUCCCAAUCCAAGCGACAGAGUCACAGCAACGUUCCACCUUGGACGACCUGCCAAUACCGCAACCUUCGAGCAGCUUCGUCGUGCACGCGUAUGCUCCGCAAGGGCCGCCAGAAUACCUACGAAGCCCAUCUAAUACGCCGAUCCCAGCCCAUCCACCUCCUCUCACAGCACCCCCAGACCACAGGUACCAAGCCUGCCUGCCCAAGGUCUACCUAGGUCAACUCCCUCAACAGCCACAAGCGCAUUCCACAACAUCCUUGCUCACGGCCCAAGCACUUCCCCUAGUCAUCAUCUGGGUGAUCUAUUUCGUCUUCUUACCGAUCGCAGUAGCCUUUCUGCUUCAACGGUGGGCAUUGGUACCGGAGACGUUGCCAGUCGGUAUGCAUCAGAGAGAUCCAGGAGGGGAGGGGAAGCUGCCCGUGGGAAGACUCAAAAGCCCAGAAGGCGACGGCCGAAAAGAAACGGGCAGCAGAGCACCGCAACAGCAGCCCGACAAGCCAGGAACAUCCGGACCUCGCAACAGCAACGCCGGUAGCGGUAUAGAGCAAGGCCGCAUCUGGAACAAGCGUUCGGGUAUGGUUUUCGCAACAGGAAGAGGCGUCCUCGGGAGACCAAGAGGAGGAGACAAGGGGUUGCCCUCUCGAGCAACGACAACGAGUCCUACCGCGCCUGCUGCGAAGGAUACGCAUAAGCGAAUGAAUCCUGGCGAUGAUGUGCACAUCCACCUUGCGCUGUUUCCUGUGCCAGCAUUCUUCGCUGAAGGCGGUGAUGGGGCUGGCAAGGGUGGCCAUGGUGCUGGCCGUCACAGUGGCGAUGACGAUAUCAUGGACCUCGACCAGCCUCCAACACCACCGCCAAAGCCCAAGAAGAGGAAGAACCGUCGGUACCGAGGAAAGCCGCAUCCAUCGCCAAACAACAGAGGCAGCCCAAGCCAUGCCGGCCCAUCACUUCCGGUCAACUGGACGCCCUUCUUUGACAAGCCCUACCACUCCGCCUCUUCGCACUCGUCAGGCAGCUACUGGUCCAAAGAAGACGGCUGGCCGCCCACCUCCCCUGACCCCCCUUCCACGCCCUCACUCACUUAUCACGAUCCACAGGUUCCUUUACCCGAGCCCGACGAUGCAUUGGGCGCAUUCAUCCUCCACAACGACCCACCUCCCACACACCACCUCCGCCGCGAGACUCGCAAGAUCAGGGACGAGACGUACGAGUGUCCGCGAACCUACUACGCCGAGGAUUGGAUGUCCGCCAAGAACAGGGCAGCGGCGGCAAAGGGCAAGGGGAGGGAGAGGAUGAGUGUUGCGGAAAAGGAGGCGAAGAUGAGGCUGGGGAGCUGGAAGAAUAUCUUCACAGGGCAAGGAAGCAGGGCGGCGGAGAGGGCGAGAGAGGAGGGAGUUGCGAGGGAGAGGGCUGAGGAGGAGAGGGUGAGGACGAUGAGGGCUGUGUUGGCGGAGAGGAGGGAUGGCAGGGAGGAUAGCGCGGUGAAGGACGAGGAUGAGAAUGAAGAGAUGAGUCUCGAUGGUGUGGAGGAUAGUGAGAACGAGAAGGGAUUCGAUGGUGGUGAGGAGGCGGAAAGUGAUGAUGAGGGCAGGAGGCGUGGUGAUGAGAUGGAGGUCGACGAUAGCAGAGGGCAGGAGGACGUGGCUGGUCCUUCCUUGCGAUACAGAGGACGAAAGCGGAAGGCGCAGGAGGAUGAUGCGGACGAGCAGCCGCAGGCGGCGACGAACGAGAGCCGCAUGUCGAAGGUGCGGAAGAUGUGGAGGGCGAAACUUGCAGCGAAGGAGCUCCGGAGGUUUGUUGAGUAG